CAACUUGGGGCCUAAGGGCACCAUGAAGAUGCUCGUUUCUGGCGCUGGUGACAUCAAACUAACCAAAGACGGCAAUGUGCUGCUUCACGAAAUGCAAAUUCAACACCCAACAGCCUCCUUAAUAGCAAAAGUAGCAACAGCCCAGGAUGACAUAACUGGUGAUGGUACUACUUCCAAUGUCCUUAUCAUUGGAGAGCUGCUGAAACAGGCGGAUCUCUACAUUUCUGAAGGUCUUCAUCCCAGAAUAAUCACUGAAGGAUUUGAAGCUGCAAAGGAAAAGGCCCUUCAGUUUCUGGAACAAGUCAAAGUAAGCAGAGAGAUGGACAGGGAAACACUUAUAGAUGUGGCCAGAACAUCUCUUCGUACUAAAGUUCACGCUGAACUUGCAGAUGUCUUAACAGAGGCUGUAGUGGACUCCAUUUUGGCCAUUAAAAAACAAGAUGAACCUAUUGACCUCUUCAUGGUUGAGAUCAUGGAGAUGAAACAUAAAUCUGAAACUGAUACAAGCUUAAUCAGAGGACUUGUUUUGGACCAUGGGGCACGGCAUCCUGAUAUGAAGAAAAGAGUAGAAGAUGCGUACAUCCUCACAUGCAAUGUGUCAUUAGAAUAUGAAAAAACAGAAGUGAAUUCUGGCUUUUUUUACAAGAGUGCAGAAGAGAGAGAAAAACUAGUAAAAGCUGAAAGAAAAUUCAUUGAAGAUAGAGUUAAAAAAAUAAUAGAACUGAAAAAGAAAGUCUGUGGUGAUUCAGACAAAGGAUUUGUUGUCAUUAAUCAAAAGGGAAUUGACCCCUUUUCCUUAGAUGCUCUUGCCAAAGAAGGCAUUGUAGCUCUGCGCAGAGCUAAAAGGAGAAAUAUGGAGAGACUGACUCUUGCUUGUGGUGGGGUAGCUCUAAAUUCUUUUGAUGACCUAAAUCCUGAUUGCUUGGGACAUGCAGGGCUUGUGUAUGAGUACACAUUGGGAGAAGAGAAGUUCACCUUUAUUGAGAAAUGUAACAAUCCUCGUUCUGUUACAUUAUUGGUCAAAGGACCAAACAAGCACACACUCACUCAAAUCAAAGAUGCAAUAAGAGACGGCUUAAGGGCUGUCAAAAAUGCUAUUGAUGACGGCUGUGUGGUUCCGGGUGCUGGAGCAGUAGAAGUGGCCAUGGCAGAAGCCCUGAUUAAAUACAAGCCAAGUAUAAAGGGAAGGGCCCAGCUUGGAGUCCAAGCAUUUGCAGAUGCAUUACUGAUAAUUCCCAAGGUUCUUGCUCAGAAUUCUGGUUUUGACCUUCAGGAAACAUUAGUUAAAAUUCAAGCAGAACAUUCAGAAUCAGGUCAACUUGUGGGUGUAGACCUGAACACAGGCGAGCCGAUGGUAGCAGCAGAAGUAGGCAUAUGGGAUAAUUAUUGUGUAAAGAAACAGCUUCUUCACUCUUGUACCGUGAUUGCCACCAACAUUCUCCUUGUUGAUGAGAUCAUGCGAGCUGGAAUGUCUUCUCUAAAAGGCUGAAUUAAAGCUUUCCUGUAUCUUCUGAAUUUUGAAGACUCUACAGAGUGAUCUGGAAAAAUAUAGUUAGGGGAAAUCGUCCAGGCUUCAAAUGAUGUUCAAAGGAAUUUUACUUUCCCAUGUGAUAAAAGGAGAGAACAUCUGUUCAAAUUCUGGAGUUCUGAAAUCAAUAAUUACAGUAUUUUUUUAAAUUGCACUGAAGUAUACACACAAACCAACUCCUUUUUACCCAGCCAACAGGAUGUUUGCUUUAGCUGCAUAAAAUUACAUGUUAGAUAAACAUAUGUUAUUUACCUUGUUAUUAAAUAUUCAUUGAAAAACUCAUUUUAAUGGUUUAAUAAUUUCUUAUGGAUUACUUUGAAGUACCCAACCACCUCUCAAUUGCUAAGCAUUGUGUUUAAAAUUUUUAUGCUAAUAGGAGUAACAAUUUAAGAUUCUGAAGACAUCCCUAUUGCCCUUAGUAUCAAUUUCUGUGAAUAAAAUUAUUGGAUCAGUUGGAUCUUUCAUGCUUUUGAAAUAGCUGAAAUGCUCCCGGAAAAGUUCGGUUGUGGGGGGAUAGGAAAACAAACUACACUAGAGGGAGUUAAGGGAGCUGCAAGUGUCACAUGACAAAAACAGAAAUGGAGGCAAGGGUAAAAAGAUAGCUGAGGGCAUGAUGACUGAGGGCUACCAGGGUUAUUAGGUGAAUCAUGAGAUUUUUAAAGGUUGACCUUAUUUUCAAGACUGAACUUUUGCUUAUGCAAAAUAUCCCUAACCCUUUAGUGUCCCUUUUUCCCCCACCCAAAUUACUGUUCUGUCCCAUGUUUCCACACAAUUGUUUUAAACAGGUGGAAUAUACAGUCCAUGAAAGUGAAGUGUGUUACAAGCUUGUAUUUUGAGGGCUCAACAGUGGCCUAUAAUGAGUGUGCAAUAAAUAUUAAAUUAAAACCUU
Molecule: messenger RNA, 2417 nt
Organism: Tupaia belangeri chinensis (Chinese tree shrew)
Lineage: Eukaryota; Metazoa; Chordata; Mammalia; Scandentia; Tupaiidae
Gene: CCT6A
Product: chaperonin containing TCP1 subunit 6A
Biological process (GO): protein folding
Molecular function (GO): ATP-dependent protein folding chaperone; ATP hydrolysis activity; ATP binding
Source: RefSeq, a predicted model, not a curated record